Messenger RNA from Alosa alosa (allis shad), 1605 nucleotides. RefSeq names its product serine and arginine rich splicing factor 10a (gene srsf10a). The record is from RefSeq and is a predicted model, not a curated record. NCBI's taxonomy places the organism in Eukaryota, Metazoa, Chordata, Actinopteri, Clupeiformes, Clupeidae. The transcript has 7 exons. Gene Ontology annotation, molecular function: RNA binding. The coding region runs from base 109 to 852 and encodes 247 amino acids.
ACGGUCUGCGUCUGCGCAUGCGUCGAAUGCACAAUUGACGGUGGCGACGUGUGCUAGGUGCUUGUCCUUGCUUUCCUGAAUUUGUUAGAGGAUUAAGGAAUAUUAACAAUGGCCAGAUACUUAAGGCCACCAAAUACAUCUCUCUUCAUCAGGAACAUUUCUGACGAAUCCAGGCCAGAGGAUUUGCGUCGUGAGUUUGGUCGGUAUGGGCCUAUUGUAGAUGUCUACAUUCCUGUUGACUUCCACACUCGUCGGGCAAGAGGAUUUGCAUACAUUCAAUAUCCUUUCAAGUUUGAAGACGUGCGUGACGCCGAAGAUGCUCUGCACAACCUGGACCGCAAGUGGGUGUGUGGCCGCCAGAUUGAAAUCCAGUUUGCCCAAGGGGAUCGCAAAACCCCUGGCCAGAUGAAGUCAAAGGAGCGGCACUCCCCACGUAGCUUCUCGCGCUAUGACGACAAUGAUCGCGACAGCAGGCGUGAAGCGCCCCGCAGAGUCAGCCCCAGAGACUCACGAUCAUAUGGAAGGCGCAGACGCAGCCGAAGCCAUGAGAAUGACAGGUACAGGCCUCCCCAGCGUGAGCACCACCGAGCACACCGUGGGGGCGCCGCCUCUCGCAGCCGCUCGCCGUCCCACUCGCCUUCCCCCGACAGGUUUAAGGCCAAGGGCCGCCGCUCCCACUCGCCCUCCAAGUCCCCGAGCCCCGCCGUGGACAACUUCCGCCAGACCUCUGGAUCCCGCGACUCUCAGAAGGAGUCCCAUGUGCGCUCACCGUCCCGUUCCUGCUCGCGCUCCGUGUCUCGCUCCAGAUCCCGUUCCCGUUCCUGGGCUGGACGCAAAUCUGGGGGACACUAAGACGCCCCAGCAUCCCUCCCCACCCGACCUGGGACACCUCUAUUUGACCAUUUUCUUACAACCAAUAUCACUUAUUACAUCAUAUGUAUAAUAUUCAGAUACUGUAUGGAGUGAUGCCAGGCACUAUACAUCUUUAGUUAAGACAAGAUCAUGAGUUUACUACUUAUGAGAGAACAGGUUUGCAAAAAGAGACAUUAUAUUUUGACGCUUUUUGAAACGGUGUCAUGACCACAUUUUUUUUUUUUUUUUUUAAAGAAGAUUUUAAUUGUCUCUUUGAUUAAUCGGAGACUGUAACAUUUGGUACAUUAAGAAAAUCUGAGUAAAAUCUUUAAAGCUAAGAAAACCUUUUUCUUCCAGGUCUACAGAAAACAUUAAAGUCUGGGUCAGUCUUUUGUAUUAUAAAUGGAAACUAAAGUUUGUGCUGAAGCCAGUAACGUAUGAUGUGGCCAUUUGGUGGUUGAUUCUUUGUAAGGUUUUGUAAGGUACAUAGUUCUACACACCAUAGGUAUUGGCUCUUCCUCAUUUUGCAAAACAUGUCAAGCUUGAGGUCACAUUUAAAAACUUCUUCCUGAUGCUGACUUUUUUUUUUUUUUUUUUUUUUUGUCACUUUCAUUUUGUUAUGCCUACUUGUACCAUGUGUUGACCUGUCAGGAACGAUAUAUAUUUUUGGGAAAGUUGUACUAGAGUGAAGUUUGUUCCAUCUAUGUUUCUUACUUUGUUUCAUAUGUCAAUAAAGAGAUUUUUUUUUCUAAA